AUGAUAGUUUUUAGUGAAAUUAACUGUUUACCUUAUGGUUAUUUAAAUGAAAUUCAAUUUGAAGAAGAGCAGUUUCAAACAAAAUGGUUUUAUGAUGCUCAAGAUAGUUUACAUGAAAAGUUGAAUAUUAAACAAAAUAAAAAAGAGGCACGAAAUGUAAUAAUAUUUUUGGGAGAUGGUAUGUCAGUUCCAACUGUUACAGCAGCAAGAAUUCAUCUUGAACAAAGAUUAAAUUUAACAGGCCAUACUGAUGGAUUAGAAUUUGACAAGUUUUCAUAUUCCGGACUGUCCAAGACAUAUUGUGCUGAUAGCCAAGUAGCAGAUUCAGCUUGUUCUGCAACAGCAUAUUUAGGUGGAGUUAAGGGUAAUUUUCGAACAAUUGGUGUUACUGAAAAAGUCAAAGAAAAUGAUUGUAAAUCAGCUGUAAAUCGUCAAAAUCAUGUUUCUUCUAUAGCAGAAUGGGCACAAAAAGCAAAUAAAUUGACAGGAAUUGUUACAACAACACGUGUAACACAUGCUUCACCAGCUGGAAAUUAUGCUCAUAUAUCUAAUCGUAAUAUGGAAAGUGAUUUGGAUAUAAUACAAAUAGAUCAAAAUAUAACAGGAUAUAAAUAUUGUAAAGAUAUUGCAAAACAAUUAAUUGAAGAUUUACCGGGACGAUAUUUAAAUGUUAUAAUGGGUGGUGGUCGUCAAAAAUUCUUACCAAUUGAAGGUUAUGAAAAAGCAACUGCAUAUGGAUAUGGUGAAAGAUUAGAUGGAGAAGAUUUAAUACAAAAAUGGUACAAUAAUAAUAAAGAUGGAAAUGCUAUUUAUGUUUCAAAUCGUAAUCAAUUAUUAAAUGUAGAUUUUCAAAAAACAGAUCAUCUAUUAGGAUUAUUUGCUGAUAGUCAUAUGAAAUUUAAUUUAGAUAAUAUUGAUAGGAAAGAACCUAGUUUAGCUGAAAUGACUGCAUCAGCAAUUGAAAUUUUACAAAAAGGAACAAACGGAUUUUAUUUGUUUGUUGAAGGUGGGCAUAUAGAUAUCGCACAUCAUUCAACAUUAACACGAAAAGCUUUAGAUGAAACUAUUGAAUUUUCAAAAGCGAUAAGAAUAGCCAAAGAAAUGACAUCAUCAAAAGAUACAUUAAUUGUAGUUACAGCUGAUCAUUCUCAUACAAUGAGUAUAUCAGGAUAUUCAACUCUAAAUAAUGAUAUAUUAGGUUUAAAUUCAUUACGCAGUAAUAUUGAUGGUUUACCAUAUGCAACAUUAUCUUAUGCAAAUGGUCCUGAUACAAAACGUUCACUAAAUGGAUCAAGAAUAAAUUUGGAAAAAGAUGAUAUUAAUGAUAAAGACUUUUCAUAUCCCAGUAAUGUACCGUUGAAAUCUGAGACACAUGGAGGUGAUGAUGUUCCUGUUUUUGCAUCAGGUCCUUGGGCACAUUUAUUUUCCGGAACAUAUGAGCAAAAUUUAAUUCCACAUUUAAUGGGAUAUGCAGCUUGUAUUGGUAGUGGUGAUACUUGCUGUCGCUAUUCAAAUAAGAGAUCUAGGAAUAAAAUUAAAUAA
Molecule: messenger RNA, 1542 nt
Organism: Condylostylus longicornis
Lineage: Eukaryota; Metazoa; Arthropoda; Insecta; Diptera; Dolichopodidae
Product: alkaline phosphatase-like
Exons: 6
Coding region: 1-1542 (513 amino acids)
Biological process (GO): dephosphorylation
Molecular function (GO): alkaline phosphatase activity
Source: RefSeq, a predicted model, not a curated record